Molecule: messenger RNA, 537 nt
Organism: Cotesia congregata
Lineage: Eukaryota; Metazoa; Arthropoda; Insecta; Hymenoptera; Braconidae
Source: the annotation of a GenBank genome assembly
AAAUUUAUUAUAGUAUCAACUGCUCUGAAAAAAGCUAAACAAAUAUCAAUUUAUACAACAAAUACUUUAAAUCUAAUAAUUAAAAAAAUGGACCAGUUCGUAUCGACAGAUUCGAUGUUCUGGAAGCGAAACCGACUGGAAACUUAUAAAUACUGGCCAUUCAAAUCCAACGCACCCUGCAAUCCUGAGAGUAUGGCAGCAGCUGGAUUUUUUGCAACUGGAGGCAAAACUGAACCGGACUCCGUCGAGUGUUUUAUGUGUAACAAACCUAUGGACGGCUGGGAGGAGACUGACAAUCCAUGGGAAGAGCACGUACGACACCAGAAAGACUGCAAGUAUAUAUUGCUGAACAAACCCGAUGAGUCGAGCUGGACCGUUGAAGAGCUUUACGAUCUUACCAAGGAGUUCUGUGUCAAAGAAGUUGAACGUACGAUGAAGAAAUACAAAAGCAGUAUGAAUAUUGAAUCUGAAGAUCUUCGAAGUCAUAUUCCGUCUGUAGUAAAAAAUAAUUUUAAAAAUAAGAAAUAUCAUAGCUAA